GAGCAUGACUAGUGAACCGUAGCAUUGGCGAAGCUUGAUGCCCUCUGUAGUUCGGCACUUGAAAUCCACGGCCUCGUUCAGGUCGAUCCAGUCCCCAUCCCGUGUGGUCUGCCUCCACCUGCCUCCACAUACCCUCGGUACCCGUGGUCCCACAAACACAGGGAGCAACCACCUCCUUCGAAACCCACAGUUCUCUGCAUGUUACCCAAGCAAUAGACAAAACCUCUCGAGCCCAUAUCGACCUUACUCCACGAAACACACCAUGACGGACGCCACCACGCACCCAUUAAGCGGCCUCUGGAAGCCGACCCAACUCCAAAAGCUGUACUACGGCCCAGACAGCGUCUCCCAACACCUCACCUCGUGCCUGCCGACGCCGCAAAGCAAAGCCUUCAUCAUCACGGGGACCUCGCUCGCCACCAAGACGCCGCUGGUCGAGCAAGUCGAAUCCCUCCUGGCGGACCGGCACGCGGGUACUUUUUCCAAAAUCGGCGAGCACGCGCCCGUCGCCCAACUCGAUGAAGCCACCAAGAUUAUAGAAGGGGAUAGCAGCGUCGACACGGUGAUCAGCAUCGGCGGCGGCAGCCCCAUCGACAGCGCGAAGGCGAUAUCGUACCGCCUGCACUCGAAGAGCGGGAAAUGGCUGUACCACAUUGCGAUCCCGACGACGCUGUCGGCGUCCGAGUGCACGAUGAUGGCCGGAUUCACGGAAGCCAACGGCGUCAAGACGGGGAUCCGGGCGCCCGAAUUGGUGCCCCACGUCGUGCUCUACGACUCCCGGUUCGCAAUAUACACCCCCGAGAGACUGUGGCUUAGUACGGGAAUGCGCGCGCUCGAUCACGCCGUCGAGCUGCUGUAUCAUCCCACGGCGACGGAGAUGCCGGCGAAGUGGCUCACGCUGCAGGCGGCGGCGAGUUUGUUUGAGAAUCUGCCAAAGUAUAAGAGGGAGCCGAGAGAUGAGGAUGUCGUUACGCGGUUGCAGCUCGCGGCGUUUGCGAGUCUGGGGUUCCUGGGGACGAAUAUGAGGGGUGGGUUGGGGUUGAGUCAUGGGUUGGGGUAUGCGUUGGGGAGUCCGUAUGGGAUUCCUCAUGGGAUUACUUCUUGUUUGACUCUUGGAAGCGUGGUGAAGCUCAAGGCGGGGGAGAAGGAGGCGGCGGCGGAGAUUGCGAGGUUGUUGCCUUUCUUGGGGGAGGCGAGGAGUGGGGAUGAUGAGAGGGAUGCGGGUGUUGUUGGGGAGAGGAUUGAACAGCUUGUGAGGGAGUUGGGGUUGGAGUGUGGGUUGGGGGAUUAUGGGGUCGGGAGGGAGGAGAUUGAGGUCAUUACGAAGAGGGCGACGGGUGUGGAGGAUGGGGAGGUUUUUGAGAGGGUGAGGGGGUUGGUGGAAGGGUUGUUUUGACUGCACUCGUGAUUAUCAUGACAGUGCGAAAGGCAAGGGGAGGCUUUGAAAUGUUGAGGUUUGUUUGGUGAUUGCGUUGUAGGUCCCGAUUUGACGGGUAGCAUGGCGGUCGUGAAAACUGGCUAGGAUAUGAUAUGUGGGUUGACCGGGUAGAUGGGUAGAUAUAUUGACGGAGGGUCUCUGUACUGUAGUAUAUAUGAGAUGGUAAUCCCAGUCCCUACAAU
Messenger RNA from Westerdykella ornata, 1620 nucleotides. Its product is annotated as Dehydroquinate synthase-like protein. Gene Ontology annotation, molecular function: metal ion binding; alcohol dehydrogenase (NAD+) activity. The coding region runs from base 263 to 1396 and encodes 377 amino acids. The transcript has a single exon. NCBI's taxonomy places the organism in Eukaryota, Fungi, Ascomycota, Dothideomycetes, Pleosporales, Sporormiaceae. Gene Ontology annotation, cellular component: mitochondrion. The record is from RefSeq and is a predicted model, not a curated record.